AAAUUGCGCUUUUAUUUUGAAGUAGCAACACAUUCCGGUUGUAUUACGACAGACUAAUGGUGUUAGCUUGAUGCUAUCAGAAGAUGAGAGGAAGCGCUUUUGCUGCCAACAAUGUCUUCUCUUUUAUCUGAAGAAAUGGAACUAAUUGAGAAACAUGAGCAAAUUUUAGGGAGGAGAGCAGAGCUGCUGGAGCAGAUGGAGAGUUGCAGAGAGCAGCUGAAGAUCCAGAGGAGGCAGCAGCUCAAGGAGCGUGAGGCCGCUCGCCUCAGGAACGCCACACUGCUGCAGGAUUUACAGACGACAGAGGAUCGCCUCAAAGGAAGACAGCUGCCACACCCAAAUCUUCUGGCUCUGGAGACAAAAUACUGGGCGUCUGUGGAAGAGUCUAUCCCAGCCUGGGAGGGCUUUCUCCUGGGUAAAGGCCCGCACCCUGCUCACGGUGCAGGACCGCCACCCAGAAGAGCCAAACAGAAAGCCAGCACAGCUAAAGACCACGGCCUGCCUCCUCGCCCCAAACCCAGGACUGCUCGAUAGGCACCGACGCUGAUGCCGCCACUGGAGUUGGAGAGACGGCGAGGAGGCUCAGCUGGUGCAGGUGUUCACAGGCCUGUGGAUUCUCAAGAGCCCCUGUAUUCAGACCCUCACCAGCAUCCUUAAACCAGGGUUGGAAGAUUUGGUGAACAAGCCUUUUCCUGAGCGCUGGGGAAUGAGUGGAGGGACAGAUAGACCCGGCGGCAGCGGGUCCCUGGACCGUCAGACCCAGCCUUCUGUUCGGCUCAAUAUCUGUAACCAAUGCAGCAUGAAAGCACGGCGGAACUAGCAACCCUGGGGACAACUGGCUAGUUAGCUAGCUUGCUAACGCGGUCGUGCCCCCAUGCCA
Etheostoma cragini (Arkansas darter) is the source of this 880-nucleotide messenger RNA. RefSeq names its product chromosome 4 C3orf14 homolog (gene cep15). NCBI's taxonomy places the organism in Eukaryota, Metazoa, Chordata, Actinopteri, Perciformes, Percidae. The transcript has 4 exons. Bases 112 to 534 code for a protein of 140 amino acids. The record is from RefSeq and is a predicted model, not a curated record.